This is a messenger RNA of Pipistrellus nathusii (Nathusius's pipistrelle), 570 nucleotides long. The record is from the annotation of a GenBank genome assembly. NCBI's taxonomy places the organism in Eukaryota, Metazoa, Chordata, Mammalia, Chiroptera, Vespertilionidae.
AUGGCACCAAAGAAGGACGUGAAGAAACCCGCAGCGGCUGCUCCAGCCCCAGCCCCUGCCCCGGCCCCUGCACCUGCCCCCCCCAAAGAGGAGAAGAUUGACCUCUCUGCCAUUAAGAUCGAGUUCUCUCAGGAACAGCAGGAUGAUUUCAAGGAGGCGUUUCUCCUGUUUGACAGGACAGGUGAUAGCAAAAUCACUUUAAGCCAGGUUGGUGAUGUCCUCCGGGCUCUGGGCACAAACCCCACCAAUGCAGAGGUCAAGAAGGUCCUGGGAAAUCCCACCAAUGAAGAGAUGAAUGUCAAGAAAAUUGAGUUUGAACAGUUUCUUCCCAUGAUGCAAGCUAUUUCUAACAACAAGGAGCAGGGCACUUAUGAAGACUUUGUUGAAGGUCUGCGUGUCUUUGACAAGGAAGGCAAUGGCACAGUCAUGGGUGCUGAACUCCGUCACGUUCUAGCCACACUGGGUGAAAAGAUGAGAGAGGAAGAAGUGGAAACGCUGUUGCAAGGUCAAGAAGACUCCAAUGGAUGCAUCAACUAUGAAGCUUUUGUCAAGCAUAUCAUGUCUAUCUAA